Desarmillaria tabescens is the source of this 1996-nucleotide messenger RNA. RefSeq lists its product as uncharacterized. The record is from RefSeq and is a predicted model, not a curated record. Lineage: Eukaryota; Fungi; Basidiomycota; Agaricomycetes; Agaricales; Physalacriaceae. The coding region runs from base 298 to 1803 and encodes 501 amino acids. The transcript has 13 exons.
CUCCGCGAUCCGCUCAGGGAUAAAUCGACCACAAAGUUUUCUUCGUAACAACGCGUCAAAUGUGGAUACUGGAGGUUGACGCAACUUCAAGUCUAAGUAUAUCGGAGCCGACUACACGAUAGACGAAAGCUUGGAAGACGACAACCAAGACGUAAAAUCCGGGAUUUCUGGUGCUACGGGCGACGGAAACGGUACUUCUGUGUCAAAACGUGGUCUCCAGCUAGCCAUAUGGACAGAAAAUGAUAUCAAAUAGGCAGCAAGAUACACUUUUACAGUCGAGCGAGUACGUACAUAGGCAUGGAAGGAUUGAAGAGGCCGUCCUCCGAUGACUUAUGUCUAUUUUGGGAUCUAGAUGUAUGCGGGGCUUCUUUCAGAGCUGAGCAAAUGUCCAGAUCGACUCGACCCGCCCCGGGAUAUACCAGACCUUCCCUCUUGUUCCCAAACCACCACCAUCAUCUCCUCCACCAAAUGUCGGACACUCCAGAGACAGCGCAUUAUUUCAUAUAUGUCACUCAGAUCUAUUUCUGUGCCAUGUAUGCAGUAGUUCUCUGGGACUGGUUGAUUAGCCUUCCUAGAGAAUGGCGCUUCGUGUGGAAGACUCACUGGACGCCUGUCAAGGUCGCUUAUCUAUUCUGCCGGUACGAGAUCCAGGUUACAGUUUUCUCGUCUUUUCAAUCCAUUCCGUUCGAUAGAUAUUGGGUCAUUAUCGUGGUCCCCUACCUUCUUUUCUGUUUCGUCGUCGACCACUCUCUUGAGACUUGCCGGAGGAUCUACAAGAUCCCCGUAGCACUAGCUAUGUGGAAUCAAGUAGGAUCAGAAUCGGUUCUCCUUAUUCGAACCUACGCCUUCUUCAACAGAAACGUAUACAUUCUAUGGAUGCUUAUAUGCGCGAUUGGGGGCGUCGUAGCCUAUCAGCUUUACGUCGACACUACUCAAAUGCUUCUUUUGCCCUUCACGACACCUCCAUACGACCGUGGCCCUUGUUUCCCUAUGUCCAAACCCCAUUCUGCCCAUCUCCUUGGUUUCUUUAUUGCCCCGCUCCUGUUUGACACGGUAGUGACAUUCAUGACGAUUGUAAAAGCCUUCAUGAUCCGUAGACGCAAUGGAGGGCCGAGCAGCAGACUUAUUCAAACCUUUAUUCGGGAAGGCGUCUUUUAUUACAUUCUGAUAUCCAUUGCCAAUUUGAUUAAUGGCAUAUUUUAUCUUCAGCCACGGCAGGUAAUUUCUGCCAUCAAUAUUCCUCUUAGUGUCAUGAUGGGUCCUGUGUUAGCGUGUCGCCUGAUUCUUGACCUGCGUGAGCGCGGUUCCGAGACGGUAUCACAUUCCGAAGGGACCGGAAUGGCGGCUUUCACCACCAAGUCAAUAACUCAAAACCAGACAUCUCCGUUCACACCUCCUCAUCGUUCGAAAGGUGGAUACGGCUUUGGUAGCAGCCGCCAUGCCCGCACGGUGGACUCAAAUAUCGUUCUCAGCACCCUUGGAAGUAUUCCACCAGAUAUGGACAUGAGCCUCGAACAAGACCUCGUCGAGAUGGCUGACAUCCGCUUGGGUUUGGGUUUGGAAUUAGGCAGCCUAAACACCGCUAUUGGAGGGGAUGAUGGCGAACCGAUACCUGAUGAUGGUCGAAACCGGAUGGAUGACGACGUUGAGAGCGGGGAUUUUAGCCUUGGUUCCAGAAGCCCUAUCCCAGCGUAUCGGACGCUGGAGAUGGGAUUUAGAUCGGCGCAGAGAGUCCCGAGUCUCUCGGAAAGCGGCAUUCGAGGGAUUCGGGUCGACGUGGAGAAGGCUACCGCUACUAUGUAGCCCGAAUCAUUCUUCUAAUCUUCUAUCUGUCAGGCUCUCGUCGCAAUUCGAAACACGUGACUCCUCUUCUUGUUUUCAUUUCCGCACUUACCAGCAUCUCCCUUUAUGUCGCCCUUUCUACACACAUAGCAUCAAUCGCAGGAAACAGACUAUCGGUCGAUCACAACAUAAACGUAAAGGAAAAGAUUCUCUC